AUGGCUAAUCUAACCGUGUUGGACAUAAGAAGGAACAAUUUCACUGGGACUCUACCAUCCUUUUGUGCGGGUAGCACUUCAUUGACUACCAUUGUUGUAAAUAGUAAUCGAUUUGAAGGACAUGUCCCUGUGUCGUUACUCAAAUGUCAUAGUUUAGAAGUCCUUGAUGUGGGGAACAAUGCUAUAAAUGACACGGUUCCAGCUUGGUUAGGAACUCUUCAGGAGCUACAAGUCCUUAUAUUAAAGUCGAACAAGUUUCAUGGACCUAUAAGUACUUUUUUUGGAAACUUCAAGGCAAUGAUCAAAUUAGAUGGCGAAGACACAAGAGAGAUCAAGUACAUGAAACCAUCUGAGAAGUCAUUUUACAUAAUGUAUGAGGUCUCGGUGAGAUUGGUGAUCAAAGGCCAGGAAAUCGAGCUAGAAAGAAUCAACACAAUUAUGACAGCCAUACAUCUCUCAAGCAACCAUUUUGAAGGUGUCAUUCCGAAAACACUAAAGAAUCUCAACGCACUUUGGCUACUCAAUUUAUCCCGUAACAAUCUCAAAGGUGAUAUUCCAAUGGAAUUAGGGCAAUUGAAUACGCUUGAAGCUUUAGAUCUCUCUUGGAAUCGGCUCACUGGAAAGAUUCCACAGGAAUUGACAAGAAUGAACUUUCUGGCAUUCUUAAACCUCUCUCAAAAUCUUCUUAUUGGACCAAUUCCUCACGGUCAACAAUUCAACACAUUUGGAAAUGACUCGUAUGGUGGCAACCUUGAUUUAUGUGGUCUCCCUUUAUCGAAGAAAUGUGGAACAAGUGAUUCAUCGCAUGUUCCUCAACCAAUGGAGUCCGAAGAAGAUGAAGAUGAGUCAUAUUUCUUAAGUGGAUUUACUUGGGAAUCCGUAGUCAUAGGCUACAGUUUUGGACUAGUUGUUGGAACUACCAUGUGGAGUCUCAUGUUUAAAUAUCGUAAACCAAAAUGGUUUGUGGAAUUUUUUGAUGCCAUCGUGCCUCACGAAAAUAGAAGGCCAAAGAAGAGAGCUUAG
Molecule: messenger RNA, 1023 nt
Organism: Solanum verrucosum
Lineage: Eukaryota; Viridiplantae; Streptophyta; Magnoliopsida; Solanales; Solanaceae
Product: receptor-like protein 9DC3
Exons: 2
Coding region: 1-1023 (340 amino acids)
Molecular function (GO): protein binding
Source: RefSeq, a predicted model, not a curated record